CGCUCGCCGUACAGCGCCGCCGAAAAACGUGCUCUCCGCGAAUGUUGUGACGAAACUAGACGUGUGUGUCGGAAACUUGCAGCGGCCACAGUUUAAACUCAAACACACCUUUGGUUUAAACCUUAAGCGUCGCGCGACUUUCACGUUGUAGCUGGCGCAGUUUAAAAGAAGAAGAAGAAAAAAAUCAACCUCGGGACGCUGGUGUUUACCCUCCACCGCUAAGCUAACGGCUAACACAGAGCCGGAGCGGGAGCAACCAAAACAAGGAGCUCGUCCCGCUCAACAUGUCAGCCGCGCAGAACGAGUCGAGGAAGCGGGGCAAGAAGCGGUACGCGGGCGGCCACCACGGCAAGCGGUGGAAGGGCUCCCGGGAGCUGGAGGUGGGCAUGGAGGGGAUCCUCAUCACAUGCAACAUGAACGAGAGGAAGUGCACCGCGGAGGCCUUCAACCUGCUCAACGAGUACGCCGACAACCUCUACGGCGCCGAGAAGUUGCAAGACAAUACCGGGAGCAGCAGCGACGAAGACGCCGAGGAAGAAGACGUUGACGUCGCACUGAAGAAGGAAGUGGCUCAGCUGCAAGCGUCCGGGAAAAAACAAGAGAGACGCUUCCAGGCUCUGGACAGCGGUGCGAACAAUGUCAUCUUUAUCAAAACUCAAAAUCUGGAAUCUGACAAGUUGGUUCAUCACAUCCUGUCUGAUCUCCACACCACCAAGAAGAAAAAGUCCCGAGUGAUUCUUCGGAUGCUACCGGUAACUGGAACAUGCAAGGCGUUCCAGGAUGAUAUGGUGAAGUACCUGACCACGUACUUGGAACCGUGGUUCAAAACCCCAAACUGUGCCACCUAUCAGAUCGCCUUCAAGGCCCGAAACAGCAGCCACAACAAGAGAGACGAGAUCAUCAAAUCCAUUGCAGGUCUUGUGGGGAAGCUGAACCCUAAAAACAAAGUGGACUUGACAAACCCAGAACUGACGGUCAUUGUGGAGGUCAUCAAGGCCGUGUGUUGCAUCAGUGUGGUGAAAGACUAUACAUUGUACCGAAAGUACAACGUCCAGGAGGUGGUAAAAGAGGAUGCACCGAAGCCCGACGUGACCACGGACAAAACGGAUGCUGACAAACCUGAGCAGACAGAGACGGAGACUGAGAAACAGAAACCGAAGGGGGAGGCGGGGGAGACGAACCAGGAAGGCAAGAAAGGUGCAGAGGAAAAUGACGAAAAUGUGUCGCAGGAUAACGAGGAGACUGUAAAAGGUCAAGGUGACGGCGAUUAAAGGUUUUCAUUUAAAGAAACCGUUUGUCAAAGAAAUAUGAAGUUACGUGAUAUUGUCAAACUUUUGUUUUUAAAUAGGAAAUAUGAGUUGAUUUUUUAAAAAUGACUGAUGACAUAACUUGACAAAAUGAGGUUGCCAAGAGUCAGACAAGAUCCGAAUAUCAUUUUCAAAUCGGUACCAACUUCAUCGAGAUGUCCAUUGUAAUAGCAGAGAUUUUGAAUUAACUGUACGUGUUCCUUGAUUCUGCAGCUUAACUUUGGCAACAGCUUAUGUUUUUUUUAAGCUGAGGUUUUUUUUGUAUGCCAUUUGUUUUUUAGACAUUUUAAAUUAAAGAGAACAGUUUGGUUCAGGUCUGCGCGUGUGUCACAUGUAGUGUUUUUGUACGACAUGUUUCCUAAAGAGGUCGUACCUGAAUUAAAGCUGCCGGUGUUUUUAACUGUG
Messenger RNA from Scophthalmus maximus (turbot), 1712 nucleotides. RefSeq names its product THUMP domain containing 1 (gene thumpd1). The transcript is spliced from 5 exons. Gene Ontology annotation, biological process: tRNA modification. The record is from RefSeq and is a predicted model, not a curated record. The coding region runs from base 285 to 1271 and encodes 328 amino acids. Gene Ontology annotation, molecular function: RNA binding. Lineage: Eukaryota; Metazoa; Chordata; Actinopteri; Pleuronectiformes; Scophthalmidae.